Xyrauchen texanus (razorback sucker) is the source of this 6703-nucleotide messenger RNA. RefSeq names its product sodium-coupled neutral amino acid transporter 3-like. The record is from RefSeq and is a predicted model, not a curated record. The coding region runs from base 333 to 1934 and encodes 533 amino acids. The transcript is spliced from 15 exons. Gene Ontology annotation, molecular function: L-asparagine transmembrane transporter activity; L-glutamine transmembrane transporter activity; L-histidine transmembrane transporter activity. NCBI's taxonomy places the organism in Eukaryota, Metazoa, Chordata, Actinopteri, Cypriniformes, Catostomidae. Gene Ontology annotation, biological process: histidine transport; L-glutamine transport; amino acid transmembrane transport.
UCAAGGAGGCAAAUGUCUAGUUAAAGAUGGCUUAUUGUCCAUCAUCCAUUUUGGGCAUCUCUUUAUCUGUUUAUUUAUUUGAAAACAUCUUCACAUAGUAGUGAAGACAUAAGCAAUAAUCAUUUUAUUGACAUGAUUAAGGGGUUUGUUGGCAAACACAUGGACAUCCAGGUAUCAUAUGAACAUUAGUGUGUGUUUGUGGUAUCUUCCAGCAUCCGGUCAUGUCAUCUGAAUAAGGUGAAGCCCGUCUGUCAUCACUGAACGUCACUGAGCACCGAUGUUACACUCUUCUUAAUAACAGCGUGCCUGCAAUUGUGUGAUGUUUUGUGCAUAUGAAUGUGUGUGUGUGUGUCUGCAUGUUGAGGAACUGCCUUGACCUUUGGCACCUCAUGGCAUUGUCUGUGGGCACAUGCCUCCACAAUUGUGCUUGUAUAAGGGUGCGUUCAUCAUGUUUCUCUGUCUCUUGUGCUUUCGUGGAUGCCACACUGCUCUGUAGGGAACCAAAUAGCACUGAAAAUGCCAGGACUGAGAGAACUGAAGCGAAUCUGGUGGAAAGUUCAGAGUUUCUCUCCAUUGUGGAUGACAAGAAAACGUCUCGCUUCACAGAUUUUGAGGGGAAGACUUCUUUUGGGAUGUCAGUCUUCAACUUGGGAAAUGCCAUCAUGGGAAGUGGGAUUCUGGGAUUAGCAUAUGCCAUGGCUAACACUGGCAUCGUCCUCUUUGUAAUUCUCCUCACUGCUGUCGCUGGUCUGUCUUCAUACUCCAUUCACCUGCUGCUCAAAUCCUCCGGUGUUGUGGGUAUUAGAGCUUAUGAACAGUUGGGCUUCCGAGCCUUUGGGACCCCAGGAAAGAUGGCGGCCGGCAUCGCCAUCACCCUGCAGAACAUCGGAGCCAUGUCCAGCUACUUGUACAUCGUAAAGUAUGAGUUUCCACUGGUGAUUCAGGCUUUUCUCAGGACGGAUAAUCCAUCGGGGGAAUGGUAUUUAAAUGGGAAUUACCUGGUGAUCAUUAUAUCGUGCAGCAUCAUCUUGCCAUUGGCUUUAAUGAAGCAGCUCGGGUACCUGGGCUACACCAGCGGUUUCUCUCUCAGUUGUAUGGUCUUCUUCUUAAUAGCGGUGAUCUAUAAGAAGUUCCAGGUGCCGUGUCCAUUCGUUGAGUUUGCCCAUAACAGGACGGUGGUGGGUUUUAACACAAGUGUGGCGGCAGGGGGAGUGCAGAUGACCCCUGAAGAUGACCCUGCCUGCACCCCCCGCCUGUUUAACCUCAACUCACAGACGGCCUACACGGUUCCCAUCCUGGCAUUCGCAUUUGUGUGCCACCCAGAGGUGCUGCCAAUUUACACAGAGCUGCGCAACCCCAACAAGACAAAGAUGCAGCACGUAUCCAACAUCUCCAUAUGUGUCAUGUAUGUCAUGUACUUACUGGCCGCUCUGUUUGGAUAUCUGACCUUCAACGAUAAUGUGGAAGCUGAGCUUUUGCACACUUACAGUCGGAUCGACCCUUAUGACAAUCUCAUCUUGUGUGUUCGCCUGGCAGUGCUGACUGCUGUCACACUCACUGUGCCCAUCGUGUUGUUUCCUGUAAGAAAAGCAAUUCAGCAGCUGUUCUUCCAAAAUAAAACCUUCUGGUGGCCCCGUCACAUCGCGAUAGCCGUCUGUCUGCUCGCGCUCAUCAACCUACUGGUCAUCUUCGCCCCAAACAUACUGGGCAUCUUUGGGAUCAUUGGGGCUACAUCAGCGCCAUGUCUCAUCUUUAUAUUCCCGGCUGUGUUCUACAUUCGCAUUGUGCCCAAGGAAGAGGAACCGAUGCGUUCAGUGCCAAAAAUCCUCGCUGCUUGCUUCGCCGUGUUAGGAGUCUUAUUUAUGAUAAUGAGCCUGAGCUUCAUCAUCAUCGAUUGGACAUCCGGGACCAGCAAAGGAAGCAGUGGUCACUAGGCCACACCCUCUAAUGGUUUAUGUUUUGAAUAUAUAUAUAUAUAUUGUUUAUUUUGGGGUCAGUAGUUGGGGAGGAUGCAUAAUCUGUCAGUGUUCAGUUCUCGAAUUGUCAGUACGGACUCUUUUUCCAGAUUCUUUGAUUUAGUUCAAUCGAUGCUUUAUUUGACCUUGUGACCUGCAUGUGCAGCUCUGUUGUCAUGUGGUGUCGCCCCGUCUCAGGCUGGCUUUAAUAUCUAAAUCUACUAGUUGUUCUACUUUCUCUUUUAUUUCUAAUGUUUGCAGACGCGGCCCAUGACAACCCAUAAUUCCUGUGCCAUAGAAGCAGCACAUGCAGUUUGCAAACAAAAGGGAUUUUGCAUUCUUACCAAACCAUUUCAGUUUAGUUUCCAGCAUCACCCCUCUUCAUAAUGGGACCUUUUACCUUUAACCUUUGCCCUUUGGCCACAUUCAUCAAAAGAUUAGUAUUAUAGUAACUGCUCGUUUAUAACAGCAGGAUAGGUGGUUAUUACACGUGUUACUCUCAGAAUUGUGAUGUCAUCAUAUCUUAUCUUAGAUACAGCAAUACUCUGUGCAAUAGCUGGGAGAUAUCAACACUGAAGGCUGUUGAGAGGUCAAGAGGUCGUUGCCAUGGUGACACAUGACCUAGUGCACAAUCCAGACCCCAUUUGGCUGCAGUCUAUUACACAAUUUCAAAAGUUUGCAGAUUGCACAUAUAGUAAAAAAGAUGGACUGUCUAUGUGUCGUAUUUUAUAUUGAUUUAUAAUUUGUAGCCUUUCUACAAUAUUUAGCGAUAUAAAUAUAUGAGCAUAAAUAUAUAGAGAGAAGAUAUGAGGAUUCAGAUUCAAUUGGUUUAUUCAAGGUUAUCUAUCACAUUCCUGUAAAUUAUUUCUGACUAUUCAGCUAAAAAACACGAAUUAUAACAACAAGACAUUUAUAAUAUUUUGUAUGAAUACUGCUUGUUGUAUUGAGAAUGCACAGAUUGAAAAGCACACUUAAUAAUUAAGUUUAUUAUGAGACCUGCUGGUAGUCGAUCUCUGGAUUAAUAUAACGAGACAUCUCAAACAUUCACAUGAUCGGCUCAAAUGUGUGUGUAAACUCAACACAGAACAGACAGUGUAAUAUUAAAGGGUUAAUUCACCUAAAAAAAGUACAUUCUGUCCUUUUCUCUCAUGACUUUCUUCAUUGUAAAUCAAAAGGAGAUGUUUAGCAGAAUGUUAGUUUGAAGCUUUCAGUCUCUAACAUCUGCUUUUGUGUUAGUAGAAUGAAACUCAUAAAUAAUGACAGAAUUGUUGUUGUUAUUUUUUGGUGAACUAUCACUGUAAGUAAUAUGCAAGUCAAUUUUAUUUGUAUAGCGCCUUUCACAACACACAUCAUUUCAAAGCAGCUUUACAGAAGAUCAGCAUUAACAGACAAUAAAACUGUAACUGUUGGAGUUGGCAUCAGAUCAUCCUCUGAAGUUCAUCAUAAUAGACCGAAGUGAUGUUUGGCUGGCACCGGCUGCAUUUAGUCAUCAUCAUUCUGCGACAUGUAGCAGUGGAGUCCAACAUGAAGCAGGAAUGGUGCUGGAUCCAGCCGGUUCUGGUGACCUCAGAAUAGGAGUCCCGAGGUUGAGACAGGGAAACAAAUAAAAUAAGAUUUGCAUAGAUGCCAUAAAAUUUAUUGCAGAGUUAGAGAUCAUGAUCACUGUUUCUGGUUCCGGGAGACCCAACUAAAGCAGCCUAAUUGUGGGUUGGAGGAUAAAUUAGGUGUAUGUCUGGCUAAAUAGAUGAGUCUUUAGUCUAGACUUAAACUGAGAGAGUGUGUCUGCAUCUCGAACAGUGUUUGGGAGACUAUUCCAUAGUUUAGGAGCCAAAUAUGAAAAGGAUCUUCCUCCUUUUGUGGAUUUUGAUAUUCUAGGAACUAUUAACACGCCAGAAUUGUGCAAUCGUAAUGAACGUGAUGGAAUAUAGCGUGACAGAAGAUCACUUAAGUACUGCGGAGAACAUUCAAAGCUUUUUAUGUAGUUACAGAAUAUUAUAAUUAAUACAGAAUUUAACAGGUAACAAUGUAACGAUGAUAAAAUGGGGCUAAUAUGAUCAUAUUUCUUGGUUCUCGUCAGCACUCUUUGUAGCUGCAUUUUGAACCAAUUGAAGUUUAUUUAUUGAUCUUGCUGAACAUCCUCCCAGUAAUGCAUUACAAUAAUCUAGUCUUGAGGUCAUGAACGCAUGAAUUGGUUUAUCUAAUAAUUAGUACCUCUGUUUUGUCUGAAUUGAUUAGAAGGAAAUUUCUGCCAUCCAAUCUUUUAUUUAAUUGAUACACUCUGCUAAUUUUGAGAGUUGUGAAAUCUCAUCAGGUUUUGAAGAAAUAUAAAGUUGUGUAUCGUCAGCAUAGCAGUGGAAACUUAUUCCACGAUUCCUGAUAAUAUCUCCCAGGGGAAGCAUAUACAUGGAGAAAAGCAGAGGCCCUAAAACUGAUCCCUGUGGCACUCCAUACUUUACUUUUGUUUGGUUUGACAAUUCCUCAUUUACAUAAACAAAAUGGUAGCGGUCUGCUAAAUAUGACCUAAACCAUGCUAAUGCAACUCCACAGAUGCAACAUAAUUCUCCAGCCUAUUCAAGAGAAUGUCGUGAUCUAUCAUGUCGAAUGCAGCACUAAGAUCUAAAAGCACUAGAAGAGAAAUGCAGCCGCGAUCAGAUGAUAAGAGUCAUUUGUAACUCUGAUAAGUGCAGUCUCUGUACUGUGAUGAGGCCUAAAUCCUGAUUGAAAUUCUUCAUAUAUACUAUUUCUCUGUAGAAAUGAACAUAUUUGGGAGGACACUACCUUUUCUAGUAUUUGUGACAUAAACGGGAGAUCUGAAAUCGGUCUAUAAUUAGCAAGUUCUCCAGGAUCAAGUUGUGGCUUCUUGAUAAGCAAUUUGAUAACUGCCAUUUUAAAGUUUCUUGGGACAUGUCCUAAGCAUAGCGAGGAGUUAAUGAUAUUAAGAAGCGGUUCUGAGAUUACAGGAGAUACCUCUUUUAAGAGCUUAGUUGGUAUAGGAUCUAACAAACAUGUUGUUGCUUUUGAUGUUUCGAUAAGUUUUGUUCUUCAUGGCCGAUGACAGAGAAGGAUUAUGAGGCACUGUUUUCUGAGGUGCUGUGACAGAUGAUUGCAUAAUUCAAAUUUCGGAUUAUUUCAAUAUUAUCAGAAAAGAAAUUCAUGAAGUCAUUACUCUUGUGCUGCGACAGAAUAUCUGGUUCUGUUGAAGCUUUAUUCCUAACCAAUUUAUCCACAGUACUGAAUAAACAUCUAGGAUUGUUGUGGUUAUUUUCUAUGAGUUUGCUAAAAUAUGCUGAUCUGGCAGCUUUUAGUGCCUGUUUGUAGCUACAGACACUAUCCUUCCAUGCACCACGAAAUACUUCUAAUUUUGUAUUCUUCCAUUUUCCAAGCUGCUCUCUUGAGAGCAUGAUAGUGAUCAUUGUACCAUGGUGCAGGAUUUAUUUCUUUAUGUGGCGUGGGGACGUGGUCAUGUGUUGGUCUGCGGGAGAGAGAGAGAGAGCGGUAAGGCUUGUCACCUGACCACGUCCCCUCGCCACAUUUUAAUUUUCUUUAAUCGAAGGGUUGGUGACACUAUCAAGAGUGCUAGAGAAGACUGCAUUUAUACUUUCUGUUAUUUCAUCAAGUACUUCUGGGCUUUGGGGUUUAUUGAGUGUAUGAGAUAGAUCUGGAAGAGUAUUAGUGAAGCUAUCUUUAGUGGUGGAAAGAAUAGUUCUACCUGAAUGAUAGCAUGGUGUAGAUUCAGUAACAUUAGCUGAUUGCAGCAUACAAGAGACGAGGUAAUGAUCCGAGAUGUCGUCGCUCUGCUGCAGAAUUUCUAUAUUAUCAACAUCAACUCCAUAUGACAGAAUAAAAUCUAUCUUAUGAUUAUGGCGAUGAGUUGGUCCUGUUACAUUUUGUCUGACUACAAGAGAGUUGAGAAUAUCGAUAAAUGCUAAUCCCAAUGUGUCAUUUUCAUUAUCUAUGUGAAUGUUUAAGUCACCAACAAUUAAUGAUCUAUCUACAGUAACUACAAGAUCUGAUAAGAAAUUAGCUAAAAUACUAAAAGUUAUACAUUUAGUAAGCGUGAGAAAGAUGGUGUCCACACAGGGUCAUUUCUUGAUUAUUGAUGUCUAUGUAGCACUUUCACCUGAAGCACAACUUCCUCUCAAUCUCUCACAAUUAAUGACAUAAUCACAGAUUAUAUAUUUUUAGACAGUUACUGGAUAUGAAAGUCUAUGUACAACUCACUGUAAAUUGUUUGAAGAAUAAUUGUGGAUGUUUAACAUGGUACAUCCAUAUUUUAAUCUUUGUAAUUGAAACUAAUCAACCUAAAUACUAUAAAUCAACCACUUACUGUCCCAUAAUGUUUGUGUGCGUGCGUGUGUGUGUGUGUGUGUGUGUAUGUAUGUUUGUGUGUGUGUGUGUGUGUGUGUGUGUGUGUAUGUAUGUUUGUGUGUGUCUGUGUGUGUGUAUGUAUGUCUGUCUGUGUGUGUGUGUGUGUGUGUGUGUGUGUGUGUGUUUAUGUAUGUCUGUGUGUGUGUGUAUGUAUUUUUGUGUGUGUGUGUGGGUGAGUGUGUGUUUGUGUGUGCGUGUGUGUGUGUGUAUGUAUGUUUGUGUGUGUAUUUGUUUGUGUGUGUGUGUAUGUAUGUUUGUGUGUGUGUGUGUGUGUGUGUGUAUAUAUGUUUGUGUGUGUGUGUGUGUGUAUGUAUGUUUGUGUGUGUGUGUGUGUGUGUGUGUAUGUAUGUUUGUGUGUGUGUUUGUGUAUGAAAUAUGAG